Messenger RNA from Odontomachus brunneus, 3065 nucleotides. RefSeq lists its product as uncharacterized. The coding region runs from base 796 to 2673 and encodes 625 amino acids. The transcript is spliced from 8 exons. The record is from RefSeq and is a predicted model, not a curated record. NCBI's taxonomy places the organism in Eukaryota, Metazoa, Arthropoda, Insecta, Hymenoptera, Formicidae. Gene Ontology annotation, molecular function: nucleic acid binding.
UUUCUCCCUCCCGAUAUCACUCCCCCUCUCUUUCUCUCCCACGCUACAACCCUCGUCGCGUCGCUGCACGUCCCUCUCGCGCGCGCCUCGGCGCCUCGUCCUCCACCGUGCCGGUGCCGCAGUACCGACUGCUUUCCGCGGAAGGUGGAAACCCGUGUAACGCGGCCGUAUAUAGAUUUUCAAUUAGUCAAGGGGCGGCAGCGUGGGUAGGAAAUUAUGUGAGUAGCCGCGAGUACUUGAACACUCGCCGCCAGUCGCAGCUGUGCGAGUCGUGCACCGCGAAAGUCGUCGUCAACGUAGACCACCGGUCUCCCGCCGUCGCUUUAUUUCGCGUUCCUCGCGCGCCCGCUUCGUCGCCACCACGCGCGAGUCCCCGAGACGCGAGAACCGCGUGUGCGGCGAUCCAACGCUCUGUGCAUCAUCCUCGUCGUCCACCUCCUCUGCGAGGGUGGUCACGCGUCGCGUCGCGCCGCGCGCGUGUUCCGUCUCGGCCAGCCAGCGUGGAAAGAUCGAUUUCCCAGCGGCGUGUACGAAGCGUGCGAGACAGAGAGAGGGAAAGCGUGUGCGUUCUUGCGGCCGAGUGUUUACGGGAUCACGUUGUGGACUCGAUCCCCUCCUAACCUGUGUGAGCGAUGACUCGCCAGUGACGACAGUAGGCCAGAGAUAGGAGAGAUAGAUCUCCUCGCCUGUGCGACGUCGCGUCGCGUCGCGUCGCGCCGCGCCGCGCCGCGCCAAGCGCAUCACCGGGACGUCCCCGGCGAUCUUGGAGAACCGGGAUCACUCGCGGGAGCGAGGAUGCUGCGCGCGGUCUUCGCCGUCCUGCUGCCACGGUUCCUCGCACUGUCGCCGUUGCUGCUUCACUCAGGCAUCGUCGCCCUACGCAUGACAUCCCUGCAGAUACCAGAGCACGUCGUGCUGAAUGAGACGGUGCGCAUGCAGUGCAACUUCAACCUGGACAAUGAGCUAUUGUACUCGGUGAAGUGGUACAAGGACGGCCACGAAUUUUAUCGCUAUGUGCCGAGCGACGCGCCCACAGUGCUGACGUUCCCGGUGCCCGGUGUGAACGUGAACACACACGAUUCCACCAAGAGUUCGGUCGUCCUGAACAACGUGAAUCUCACGAGCUCAGGAAGGUAUCGAUGCGAGGUGUCGGCCGAGGCUCCCUCCUUUCAGACCGUCUCUGAUCACGCGGACAUGAUCGUGGUCGUUCUACCUAACGAAGGACCGCAGAUAACCGGUGGCCGUUCCAAGUAUCAGGUGGGCGAUAUCGUUCACAUGGACUGCACGUCGGCACCUUCUAAACCAGCUGCGCUGUUGUCCUGGUUCAUCAACGACGAGCCAGCCGACAGCAACUACCUGAUAGGGCCCCACCUUAUCGCAGUCGACGAGAACGGUUUGCAGACCGCGGCGCUCGGUCUAGAGUUCCGCGUCGCGAACAAGCACUUCAGGCGGGGCGACAUGAAGCUAAAGUGCUUGGCCACAAUAGCCACGGUCUAUCUGCAGAGCAACGAGGAGAGCGUGGAAGGCGACGAGAGCAUUCUGAAGACGCCCAUGAUGGAGAGCCGCGAGACCCGGGCGCAGAGUCACACUCGCGAGGACUUGACGAACGGUAAGUUGCUCUCUCGUGUCGCAACGCGGUUGAGUUGCUCCACUCGAUACCAUCGUGAAACGCUUAAUCGGGUCGCUGUCGUCCCUCUUCUGACUAAUUGUAAGGCAUAUAGCAUGGAGCCCAUGACUCUGGGGUCACCGAUGAGCAGUCCAAUACAAAUUCCUAGUACUCCAGGAAGCUCCUCACCGUAUUUGCCAAGUUUUCUCUUGGGUGAUACUCAACCACCAACCAAAAUUAUGACACCACCUCAAGAUAAUCCUCGACAUUUGAACAUUACCAAUACUAGUCUAAUGUCACCGAUUUCAUAUGGAACUCCAGACUAUCGGUCUAGCCGUCAGAAGGCAGUAUUUGGGAACACUACAGCUCCCAGUACACCACAAAUGAGUACGAAGAAUCAUACUGGAGGUCCACCAACUCGUGCACUAUUUGAUGUUCUGGAGACCUCACAGCUAUCUUCUUCAUAUGUAUCAAACCCAAAUCUCAUGUCCACACAAGCCAACCAAUCAAAACUCAUGAUGAACACGAUGAACAGUCCGCUGUUGUUUCCUGAUAGUCCAAUGACCUCAAGCACAAGCGAGUCCCAGGGGCUGCUGCAGUGGGUCACUGUCUUUGGCUUCCUACCAACUGAUAUUAAUGCUGUGCUAUCUCACAUCUCCAGCAGAGUACGAAUAGUGGAUAAACACCCAGCCCCACAACCGCAAAGCAAUUGGAUACAUCUGAAAUGCGCGUCGGAGCAAGAGGCACAGAGAGCUCUCACGUGCAACGGCAGCAUCGUCUCAGGUUCGAUCAUGAUCGGUGUGAUACCUUGCACAGAUGAGGGCGUGGUUAUGAGUUCGGAUAAGGAGAAUCGCGCCAAAUUGAACGGCAGUAUAAGAUCGUUAUCGUCGAGGGGCUGUCAAUCGUCGAGUUUCAACACGUCGCCUGGCAGACGGCGAAAGCUGAGAUCCUUGGCCGCCGGUUAUAAUCAGCACUUCAGCCCACAAACGGCACAAUCGCCACAGAACGUGCCGCAAAAGUCGGCCGGCUUAGUAUCGAAAGCAAUGGAAUACAUGUUCGGCUGGUAGUGCUGCUCAAUUAUUAUACUCGAAUUUUACACCCUUUGAACGAGUGGUUAUACGGAAGUGAAAGGAUAACAAUCAAUGAAUGAAAAACGAUCAAUGUGAUUUUUAACUAGAGUAAGCGCCUAACAUUCUUCUUCUGCCCUGUUAACAAGAAAAUAAAUGAAACACUCCAAACAUAUGAUGUACGAUAUGAUGAUAUAGGAUGUCUUUACAGCCAUAAUCCUCUUUCAAAAUACAGUAUUAUACAUUAUUAUCACAUGUUGUAACACAACUGUUGUAAAUAUCUUCAUGAUUAUAUGGAACAGAUGUCAAAGAUUAUAUGGAAUAGAGUUAAAGACAUCUCGUAUAUGUACUAAACUAGGAUUGAAUAUAUAUAUCUUCUAUUCUGCAUUAUA